This is a messenger RNA of Pygocentrus nattereri (red-bellied piranha), 1160 nucleotides long. RefSeq names its product scavenger receptor cysteine-rich type 1 protein M130-like. NCBI's taxonomy places the organism in Eukaryota, Metazoa, Chordata, Actinopteri, Characiformes, Serrasalmidae. The record is from RefSeq and is a predicted model, not a curated record. The transcript has 5 exons. The annotation marks the transcript as partial. Gene Ontology annotation, cellular component: membrane.
GUCAGGUGUGGUCAGAGGAGCUUCAGUGUAGAGGCAACGAAUCUCAGAUUCACUUCUGUCCAACAUCAUCUUCACUCAAACACAACUGCUCCCAUGACAGAGAUGUGGGUGUGGUGUGUGCUGACAGUGUGAGGCUGGUGGAUGGUGGCAGCCGCUGCGCUGGGAGAGUGGAGGUUCUUCAUAGAGGACAGUGGGGAACAGUGUGUGAUGAUGGCUGGGAUAUGAGAGAUGCUGCAUUGGUGUGUAGAGAGCUGGGCUGUGGAGAGGCUGUAGAUGCAUUGAGUGAUGCUCACUUUGGAUCAGGAUCAGGACCAAUCUGGAUGGAUAAUGUGGCCUGUAGUGGAUCAGAGUCUACACUGAAGAACUGUAAAUCACCAGGAUGGGGUAAACAUAACUGUGAUCAUUCUAAAGAUGCUGGAGUCGUCUGUUCAGGAGUCAGGCUGGUUGGUGGUUCUCACUGCUCUGGGAGAGUAGAAGUGCUUCAUGGAGAGACCUGGUCCACAGUGUGUGAUGCUGACUUUGACCAGCAGGAUGCAGAGGUUGUGUGUCGAGAGCUGGGCUGUGGGCUUCCUGUGAAGGUACUGGGAGCAGCUGCUUCUGGCAGAGGGGAGGGUCAGGUGUGGUCAGAGGAGCUUCAGUGUAGAGGCAACGAAUCUCAGAUUUUCUUCUGUCCAACAUCAUCUUCACUCAAACACAACUGCUCCCAUGAUAAUGAUGUGGGUCUGGUGUGUGCUGGCAGUGUGCGGUUGGUUGAUGGGAGCAGUCACUGUACUGGGAGAGUGGAGGUUCUUCAUAGAGGACAGUGGGGAACAGUGUGUGAUUAUGGGUGGGAUAUGAGAGAUGCUGCAGUGGUGUGUAGAGAGCUGGGCUGUGGAGAAGCUAUAAAUGCACUGAGUGAUGCUCACUUUGGACCAGGAUCAGGACAAAUUUGGAUGGUUGACGUGGACUGUAGUGGGUCAGAGUCUACAUUGAAAAACUGCCACUCAGCACUUUGGGGUAAACAAGCGUGUAAUCACUCAAAUGAUGCUGGAGUUUUCUGCUCAGGAGUCAGGCUGGUUGGCGGUUCUCGCUGCUCUGGGAGAGUGGAGGUGCUUCAUGGAGAGACCUGGUCCACAGUGUGUGAUGCUGACUUUGACCAGCAGGAUGCAGAGGUUGUGUGU